UGACACGGCACUGAAGGCAGCGCCAGUUCCCCUGCACACUCUCAUCCCUGCAGGUUGCGCUCACUCACACACACUCACACACACACACACGCAGACCUGACUCCGCUGGAUUGCACCCACUUUUUUCCCGUCUUUUCACAGCUUUUUUUUUUUUUCCUUCGUCGCAACUCAAACCAAAAUGAGGACUCUUCUGCUUUCCACCGCUUUCCUGCUCAUGGCGACGCUGUCGCCGAGCACCUGCCACGCAGCGGCGGACUUCCCCGGUAGUUCCCACCAGAAGUGGGACGCAAGAGUAGCCUAUACUUCGGGGGCGGACUCCGGCGCCUCCGGCUCCUGCGCCAUCAAGCUGAGACCCGCCGGCCAAUGCGGGGGCUCCGGGGCCGGGGCGGAGGAGGGCGAGGAGUGCCCCUACCAGGUGACCCUGCCUCCUCUCACCGUUCAGCUGCCGAAGCAGUUCCGGCUUUUGGAGAAGGCGAUGAAGGAGCUGCAGAGCCUGAAGGAGGUGGUGAACAAGCUGAAGAGCAGCUGCCAGGAGUGCGGCGGCGGCGGCGCACGGGGGAGUGGAGUCUACGGGAGCCAGCAGGCAGACCAGGGACAGACCGGGAAUGUGGCGGGACUGAAUCCGAGUCGACAGGACGUGCAAAGCGGGGCCAGCCAAGAAGAGAGGGACAACGGGAUGGUGUCUGGAGCUAACGUUGAAGGCGCCGGAGGAGGACACGGACAUCACUUUGGGAAAAUCGCGCCCGGUCCGAGCAGUAUGCAGGAGAUGCAGGUAAGAGGAAAAAAAAAUAACAGUGAGAGGAAAGUUAAAAAGAAGAAGAAAAAAAAAAGAAGAUUGAAUAUCAUCCAGUCACAAUUCCUCUCACAAAUAACAUCGCUUCAAUUCACUUUCCCCCCCCCCAACCCUGCAGUCAUCUUGGCCCCUCGGGACUGUUCCGACUACAAUGUGCUGGAGACGAGGAAGAAUGGGGUGUAUCGCAUCACCCCCGACCCCCGCAACGGAACGUUCGAGGCCUAUUGUGACAUGGAGUCCUUCGGUGGCGGCUGGACGGUGAUACAACAGCGACUCGAUGGGUCCGUCAGCUUCAACCGCACUUGGAACGAAUACAAGAAGGGCUUCGGGAACCUCAGAGGUGAAUUCUGGCUGGGCAACGACCACAUCCAUCUGCUGACAAAGGCCAAAGACAUGACGCUGCGCAUCGAGCUGGAGGAUUUUGAGGGCGUGCGGGAGUACGCCAAGUACGACCAGUUCUACGUGGCCAAUGACUUCCUGAGCUACAGGCUGUCCAUCAGCGGAUACAGCGGGACGGCCGGGAACGCCAUCAGCUUCAACAAGCACUUCAACCACGACCAAAAGUUCUUCUCCACCCCGGACCGCGACAACGACAUGUACCCCUCGGGAAACUGCGGCGCCUACUACAGCUCCGGCUGGUGGUUUGACGCCUGCAUGUCGGCCAACCUCAACGGCAAGUACUACCACAAGAGGUACAAGGGGGUCAGGAACGGGAUCUUCUGGGGGACGUGGCACAACAUGUCGACGGAGUACUACCCGACCAACUACAGGCAGGCCUUCAAAACGGUCAAGAUGAUGAUACGGCCCAAGAAUUACGUUCCGUAAAGGGAACGGGGAGAGAAUGAUGGAAAAAAUGGACAGACAGAAGUAGUACCGGAAACUUACACGUCAACAAACACGAGCGCGAGCCUGUUGGGCACUUUGAAAACGGUCCAAAUUAGGGAUGCACCGAUAUCAAUGCCUCAUGUGUGCACUCGUAAAAAAAAUAAAAAUGCUCCGAUACUAUGACAUCAUGAGCACAUCACCACUCUGCUAGUUGUAGCGGCGGGCGGUCUGGCAAGCAGAGAGUUCCUCCAGUUCCGUCGACGGCGCGGCUCGGUCACCAAACCAUGGAGGCUCCCUGGUGGAUGCCGCCAGUAUCGCAUCUCAAAGAUUAGGCUUCGCACGAGGAAGUCCACAUAAACACGGAGUCAAAUUGCAAAUGGUUUCGUGAAUCGAUGAUUCUAAAGCUAAUUCAAAACAACUUGACCCUCACUUUUCUUUAAACAGAGUCCAAUGUAAAAGAGACGUAAGCAAGCGUCGGUGUGGUAUCGGCAUCUAGAAAAGUGGUAUCGGUGCAUCCCUAGUCCU
Hippocampus comes (tiger tail seahorse) is the source of this 2143-nucleotide messenger RNA. RefSeq names its product fibrinogen-like 2a (gene fgl2a). The coding region runs from base 179 to 1618 and encodes 479 amino acids. The transcript has 4 exons. The record is from RefSeq and is a predicted model, not a curated record. NCBI's taxonomy places the organism in Eukaryota, Metazoa, Chordata, Actinopteri, Syngnathiformes, Syngnathidae.